Molecule: messenger RNA, 1740 nt
Organism: Hippocampus zosterae (dwarf seahorse)
Lineage: Eukaryota; Metazoa; Chordata; Actinopteri; Syngnathiformes; Syngnathidae
Product: cilia- and flagella-associated protein 206-like
Exons: 3
Coding region: 1-1740 (579 amino acids)
Biological process (GO): regulation of cilium beat frequency
Cellular component (GO): axoneme; ciliary basal body
Source: RefSeq, a predicted model, not a curated record
AUGGAGCAGCUGAACGAGGUGGUGAAGUUCAUCCUCUACAAGAGCAGGGAGUCGAACCACCCGCUGACCGAGGUGAUGGCCUACUACCUGGCGCAGCUGCGGGAGGUCAAGGAGCUGGCGCUCAAGAAGAUCCAGGCCCGGGACCAACCUGCCAUGAAGACCCUGCUCAUGCAGGUGGCCUUCAACACCAGCCAGUUCGAGAUCGAGUCCCGCCGCGAAGAGGACAGCCGCGCCCGCGCCGAGGAGUCCGGCAAGCUCAUCGACGAGGUGAUCAAUCUCGAGGUCAAAUCCAGCAAGGAUUUCGAGGGCCUCACCGAGCUGUACAACAAGGUGUUCAACUAUCUGCUUUACAAGGCCCGGGAACUGACCAACCCCGCCGAGAUGGUCGACCAGGCCCACAGCGUCAACAAGGAGGUCGCGGCCGCACUUGAGUCCAUCAUCCCGCGCGCCGCCCUCAACCCCUUCGCCACCCUCAACCCCACCGAAAAGCUCAACCAGCUGAUCGAGCUGUCCAACCUGGUACUGGGCAUUCGGCUGUUCAACCAGGAGAUCCAGAAGGGCGGCCCAACGCUCAUCCCAGUGCGCGAGCUGCUGGACCACCCGGGGCGAGACCUGCUGCGGCUGGUCCGCAAGGAGGCCUCCGAGGUGAUCGAGCUCUGCGAGAACUACUCGAUCGUGUUCAUGCUGGACAUCGCGGACAUCACGACGGUGGCCUCUGAGGCGGAAAUGACGCGGUUCAAGGACGAACUGACCUUCCUGCGGCAGUACCUGAGCUACAUCGUCUCACUGCAGGAGGACAUCGAGAUCACCGAGAACGCCAUCGACAUCAACGAGACCCGCUUCCGCAAGGAAGUGCAGGACCUCAAGAAUCUGCUGGGCACCAAGACCAGCGCCCCCCAAGGAGCAGGUUUACCCCAAGUUCGCAGCUCUGGCCAACUCCUACACCCACCUCUUCGAGGAAGAAGAAGAUGGCCAGCUCCCGCAUCGACCUGCUCAACCUCCUCACACGAGGCCCGCAAGGAGCUGGCCAUCACCCUCACCAAGAAGGUCGUGCACCUCGCCAAGUCCACCCUCGCCACCGCCGAGUCCGUCAACUCCGUCAGCGUCGAGUUCAACUACGCCCUCACGGGCGUGGACCGGCUCAUGCCGCACGAAUCGCCUGACUUUAUGCAGACUCCGCUCGAUUUCCUGGGGUUCUGCGUUUGGUCGAUCGUCAAGAAGAAGGGACUGCUGCUGCCGGGCAAGCCGACCCUCGGAGUGUACCGCUACAAGGACAAGAGCUGUGUGUUCUCGACCGAGAAGUGCAUCAACGAGUUUCUGAAGGGCCCUGACGAGUACCUGGAGGGGGUGGCGGAGCAGUGCCGGCAGCACCCCGAGCUGAUCUACCUGCUGCGAAUGGAGGACUACUUCCGAGGAGUGGACCUGAACAUCGUGAACUACCUGCAGGAGGGCGCUCGGGUCAAGAGCAGCAUGAUGGUGGACAAGUCCACGCAGACCCCCCUGCACUUCCUUGAGAAGAACCUCGACCCCAGCUACUGCUGGAACGAAUGGGAAGCUGCGGAAGAAGGCCAUCCAGAUGGCCAACAUCCACCCUUCCUGCUCAAGGACACGGCCAGCAACACCAUGAAGCACCACGGCUUCAGCGCAGAGCGCUUCCCCAUCGAGGUGUACCCUCCCGAGGACGCCCGCGAACGGCCCCGGGUCUACAUCGCCGGCAUCCGGGACAAAACCCGCUCUUGA